Molecule: messenger RNA, 849 nt
Organism: Rodentolepis nana
Lineage: Eukaryota; Metazoa; Platyhelminthes; Cestoda; Cyclophyllidea; Hymenolepididae
Source: the annotation of a GenBank genome assembly
AUGGAAGUGGGCCGAGCUUUUGGAGAGAUGGCACUGCUCUACAACUGCAACCGAACUGCUUCCGUUAAAGCUCUGACAAAUUCCAAAUUUUGGACGUUGGACCGGAGAGUUUACCAGCAGAUUAUGAUGAACUCCUCCGUUCAUAAGCACAAAGAAAACUUCCAAUUCCUGUUAAGUGUUUCCGACUUCAAAAAUCUCUCCCAACGAAAACUCCACAAAUUGGCCGACGUGUUAGAACUAAUCUACUACCCAGGCAAUGAUUACAUAAUACGACAGGGUGAAGUUGGCGAAACCUUCUUCAUUAUACAUUCUGGACAGGUGAAAGUAACUCAGUCCAAAGCACCAGGAGAGCCUCCACAGGAUAUUAGAAUACUUGAAGCAGGAGACUGGUUUGGUGAACGAGCUCUUUACACUCGAGAAAAGCGUAGCGCCAACGUUGUUGCCAUGCCACCUGGCGUCCAUGUUCUUUGUCUCGAUCGAUCUCAAUCUCCAGCCACAGACGGAGAAGACUACUUCGGCUCGGUAGAGAAACGUGCAUCAAUGACCUCCCAAGCCUCUCUCGAAGAUGGUACACCUGGAAUAUCCGUUUCAAUAUCUAGUAGUCGUUCUGGCUCUGGAAUGGGAGCUCUCUCACCCUUCUUCCCCACAGUCGCUCCUGUUCCUGCGGGUAAACGGAGUGCAGAGAUGGCAGGCGUGGAUGCAGACACUGUGGUGGGGAAUGCGCGAGCAAUCGCGGGUAGAAAUGCAAUCAAGUAUGAAGAUCUCGUACCCGUUGCCAUACUGGGAAUAGGUGGAUUCGGAAGGGUUGAACUGAUAACUAUUUCCAUGGGCAUUCUGGAACAUCUGUGA